ACAUCCAUUAUUCCCUCUGCUCGCACUGAUUUUUGAAAAAUGUGAAUUGGCGACGUGCACGCCGAGAGAGAGCGGCGUUGCCGGGGGAGACGUCUGCUCCUCGGACUCCUUCAACGAGGACAUCGCCGUCUUCUCCAAACAGAUCAGAUCAGAGAAGCCUUUAUUUUCAUCAAACCCAGAGCUCGACAAUCUGAUGAUUCAGGCGAUCCAAGUGUUACGUUUCCACCUGCUGGAGCUGGAAAAGGUUCAUGAGCUGUGUGAUAACUUCUGUCAUCGGUACAUCAGCUGUCUGAAAGGGAAGAUGCCGAUCGAUCUUGUUAUAGACGACAGAGACGGGAACAAAUCAGACAGCGAGGAUUUCAUCAGGUCAUCAGGGAACAUGGACCAGAUUUCGUGGAGCAGAGAUCACGACGACGCGGCAUCGAUCCGGUCGUCCGGGACGCCGGGCCUGUCCAGCGGAGGACACACGUCUCACAGUGGAGACAACAGCAGCGAACAAG
Messenger RNA from Scomber japonicus (chub mackerel), 500 nucleotides. RefSeq names its product homeobox protein Meis1-like. The annotation marks the transcript as partial. Lineage: Eukaryota; Metazoa; Chordata; Actinopteri; Scombriformes; Scombridae. The transcript has 5 exons. The record is from RefSeq and is a predicted model, not a curated record.